GUGUUUUUCAUAAUACUGUGUGUUGGGAAAAGGUGGCUGGCAGGUUGGGGUUUGUUUGAAUGGAUGACGAUCCAAACGAAUAUUAGACUUUUCAUGGCGUCACGGUAAGGAGAGGGAAAGGGUAAGGGUGGAAACUGAAAUCUGUUUGUACUAUUGUACUCAAAUCAGCUGAAGCAGCGUUGCGGAAGCGGAAGAAGAAUAAUAUUAAUGGCGUGAAUUAAAAGAAUUUCAGUUUACGUGAUCUUCCCUAUUCCCUUUGAUCUAUAAAUUCGUCACAUCACAUCGUAUCAAUCGAAUUCAUUGUCAUCGAUGGCCGUUGAGAUAGAGGAUAGCGACCCACGUGAUCUUCCGUCUCCUGGAAGCUUAAGGUAUCUGAUUGUUCGCCCUGAGAACGGCGGAAUCAGAGACCUGUUCAAGCUACUGGUCUCCCCCGACUACGGGGGAAGCGCCGCCAAGUUCCUCGAGAGUUCCGACGAGGACGCCGUGGCGGAUGAAUCGUCGGGCGGCGGCGCCGUGGCGGCCGACCACCGGUGGGUGAUAUUUGUGUCAAUUUUAGUUCGGAAGAUCAUAGCGGUGUUUGGGAAGCCAAUGGAGUGGACUGGUUACUUCUUCGAGUUCCUUCUCAAUCUUCUCGCUGGCAACGCCGGUCUCUCCGGUUUGCUCUGGAAUCUUCUCCGAGGAAAGGUGGUGAUGCCACAGAGAGGUUCAGAGACUUUCAUAAGCGCAAUCGGGCAUUUGGAUAGGAGAAUAGAUCUGUACAAGAGCAACUCCUUAGCGGAAGGAACUGGUGAUCCUGCUUUUGGAGAGAGGGUCCUACAAGUAGAUAUUGGAAACGGGUCUCUCCUGGACUUGUGUAUGAUGGCCUCCAAGUUAGCGUACGAGAAUGCCAAAGUUAUUAAAAAUGUUGUAAAUCAUCACUGGAAGAUGCAUUUUGUGGACUUCUACAACUGCUGGAAUGAUUACCAGAAGGAGAGGUCUACCCAAGUUUUCAUACUGUGCGAUAAGCGAAAAGAUGCAAACUUGAUAUUGAUCAGCUUCCGGGGUACAGAACCAUUUGAUGCUGAUGACUGGAGCACUGAUUUUGACUAUUCUUGGUAUGAGAUACCAGAGUUGGGGAAAGUCCACAUGGGAUUUUUGGAAGCUUUAGGUUUGGGCAACAGAGCUGAUACUUCCACCUUUAACAAACUUCUCCAACCAGAAGAUACUAGGUUCAGCUCUUCAAAUGGACUUGACUUGAGAGCACAUCCUUCAGAAUAUUCUGAAGGUCUUGUUCUUAAUGGUGAGAAGCCGCUCAUUCCCCAAAUGGCGGAGAUGUCUGCUUACUUUGCAGUGAAAAGUAAACUCAAGGUAUUACUUAAUGAACACAAGACUGCAAAAUUCAUAGUCACAGGCCAUAGCCUGGGAGGGGCUCUGGCUGUAUUGUUCCCCACAGUGCUAGUGCUGCAUGAAGAGAGGGAACUCAUGCAAAGGUUGUUGGGUGUUUACACAUAUGGACAACCACGUGUUGGGAACAGGCAAUUGGGAAGGUCCAUGGAGGCCCAUUUGGGUAACCCUAUUCCUAGGUACUUCAGGGUAGUCUAUUGCAAUGACCUUGUGCCAAGGUUGCCUUACGAUGACAAAACCUUCCGGUACAAGCACUUUGGAAAGUGCCUUUACUAUAACAGUCUCUAUGUUGAGCAACAAGUUGAUGAGGAGCCCAACAGAAAUUAUUUUGGCAUCCGAUACAUGAUUCCAGAACAUUUGAUUGCGGUUUGGGAGCUAAUUAGAAGCGUGAUCAUAGGUUACACGCAUGGGCCAGAGUACAAGGAAGGAUGGAUAUCCAUAUUGCUCAGGAUAGCAGGACUGGUUAUGCCUGGUAUUUCAGCACACAGCCCUACAAAUUAUGUCAAUUCCAUAAGACUUGGAAGAGAUGGAAUCAUCGAUAUGUCUUCUCAAUGAAGGCUUCUUAUGCAGAAUACUGUUUGGAUUCCAACAGACAUCAAGGUAUGAAGUCAGACAACAUUUGAAUGUGCAUUGCUGAUAUUGAGCUGUUUACUUGAGUUUUCGUGGUUCCGAGCUAGUAGAGCUUUGUUUUUUGACAUGUUUGAAUGCCAUUUCUACCUAGAGGCUUUGAAACAAAUACGAUAAGACAGUUUGUUUCUGUUGGUUUCAUUUUGCAGAUUUUGUCCCACGAAAUUCUGAGGGUUCCCCUUCUAGAAUGAUGGUAAAAAAACCGUCUUUAGUGUAUGGGCCUUUCUACUUUGUAAGGGUUGGAAGAGAAUCGUAUUUGUA
This is a messenger RNA of Diospyros lotus (date-plum), 2271 nucleotides long. RefSeq names its product triacylglycerol lipase OBL1. The coding region runs from base 310 to 1938 and encodes 542 amino acids. Gene Ontology annotation, biological process: lipid metabolic process. Gene Ontology annotation, molecular function: triacylglycerol lipase activity. The record is from RefSeq and is a predicted model, not a curated record. NCBI's taxonomy places the organism in Eukaryota, Viridiplantae, Streptophyta, Magnoliopsida, Ericales, Ebenaceae. The transcript has 5 exons.